Insectozyma verbasci is the source of this 1401-nucleotide messenger RNA. The record is from the annotation of a GenBank genome assembly. NCBI's taxonomy places the organism in Eukaryota, Fungi, Ascomycota, Pichiomycetes, Serinales, Debaryomycetaceae.
AUGUUUGCAAGGUCUAGAUUCUUCUUCAUGAAGAAUUCAAGUAUAUUGAAUGUAUUAAAACAGAAUACUUGUAAAAUACUGUUAACUCCUCAACUUCAGAGUCAAAAACUCAAUUUUUCAAAUUUAUUCAAAAGAAGAUUUCUAUCUACAACUAUUUUAAGUACAAAUGGAACAAUUGUUGGUGUUGGUAAUAAUAUCAAAGGUACUAGGAUUGUUCCUCCGAAAUCUGUGGGGUAUUGGCUUCUAGGCGCUUCUAGCUUAAUUUUCGGUAUUGUUGUUAUUGGAGGUCUUACGAGAUUAACUGAAUCAGGUCUUUCUAUAACUGAAUGGAAACCAAUAACGGGUACAUUGCCUCCAUUAUCACAAUCAGAUUGGGAAGAAGAAUUUAAUAAAUAUAAAAAUUCACCGGAAUUUAAACAAUUGAAUUCACAUAUUAAUAUUGAUGAUUUUAAAUUUAUAUAUUCAAUGGAAUGGGGACAUAGAUUAAUGGGAAGAUUUAUAGGGAUUUUUUUCGUUUUACCAGCGAUAUAUUUCUAUACUACCAAAAAAUUCCCAGCAAGAGUUACAAAACGAGUAGUUGGUUUAACUUGUUUAUUAGGAUUACAAGGAUUUAUAGGUUGGUGGAUGGUUAAAAGUGGAUUAGAUGAACAAGAAUUAUUAGAAAGGAAUUCUAAGCCUACUGUUUCACAAUAUAGAUUGACUACACAUUUAUCGGCUGCUUUCAUAUUAUAUCUUGCAGUACUAUAUCAAGGAUUUGAAAUAUUACAAGAAAACAAUUUAAUUAAAAAGGUGAAAAAUAAUAUCAACGUGUCUAAUAUCAUAGAAAAAUUACAAAGCUCACAAUUAAAUAAGUUGAGAUAUCUUGGAUUUGGUCUUUUAGGUAUUACAUUUCUUACUGCAAUGUCUGGUGGGAUGGUUGCUGGUCUAGAUGCUGGAUUAAUAUAUAAUACAUUUCCACAUAUGGGUGAUGAUUGGAUUCCAAGCAAAAAUGAGUUGUUAAGUCCAAUUUUUUCAAGAAAAUCAGAUGGUUCUGAUCUAUAUUGGAGAAAUGCUUUUGAAAAUCCAACAACUGUUCAAUUAAUACAUCGUAUAUUAGCAACAACUACUUUUUUCAGUGUUAUUGGAUUACAUAUAUGGAUGGAUAAAAAAUAUAAAACAAGAUUGCCAAAGAGUGUGAUUAAUUCCAUGAGAGUUGUGGCUGGUUUAGCUUGUUUACAAGUUAGUUUAGGGAUAACUACUUUGAUUUAUCUUGUUCCUAUAUCAUUAGGCGCUGCUCAUCAAGCUGGUGCUUUGGCUUUAUUAACAGGUGUUCUAGCUUUUGUUUCAAGAUGUAGAAAACCAAGAAAAGAAUUUGUUGAUUAUAUAAAUAAAUUAAUGAAACAACAAUUGUUAAAGAAAUAA